Messenger RNA from Hemibagrus wyckioides, 11407 nucleotides. Its product is annotated as NACHT, LRR and PYD domains-containing protein 3-like. The record is from RefSeq and is a predicted model, not a curated record. Bases 1724 to 4378 code for a protein of 884 amino acids. Gene Ontology annotation, molecular function: protein binding. Lineage: Eukaryota; Metazoa; Chordata; Actinopteri; Siluriformes; Bagridae. The transcript is spliced from 8 exons.
ACUGUAUUGUGUGUGAGUUUGGGAGAGGAAGUUUUAUUAGGCUUGUUGAUCUGAAACCUGAUGAAUUCUCCAUGUUGUGUUAAAUUCGAUAUAUCUGCUAGAGUAUGUAGAGAUUUCCUCUUUUGGUCUAAUCCUUAGUUUAAAGUGGGUACUUCUCUUCAUGACCACAUAAGAACCUUUUCUCCAGUCACUUAACAAAAUCCUACUGACCUUUAAAGCCCUCCACAGCCUCACUCCUUCAUAUCUAUCCGAGCUUCUCCAUCUUUUCAUCCCAACGCAGACUCUCAGGUCCACUGAUACAGGCCUUUUCACGCUACCACAUUUCACCUUCUCCACCAUGACUGGUAGAUCAUUUGUGGCCUUAACUCCAAAACUUUGGAAUUCACUCCUCCAGAAACUCUGUCUUAUCUUUUAAAUCACAAAUUAAACCACAUUUAUUUCUUCAGUACUUUGGGUCUUCCUCUAACAUUGGAAAAGUUUAUAUCUUUCCUCGAUCUUAGUUUCCAUCUCUGAUUUUGUUUGUGUCUGCCUGUAAUGAUUUGUUCUUUUUGUUUGGCACUUUUGUUUGUUGUUGUUGGUUAGUGUCAUCAUCUGCCUGUCAGCUGUCCUGAAACAGUGGAAAGGUGUAUUAUUAUUAUUAUUAUUAUUAUUAUUAUUAUUAUUAACUACAUCACUGAGGAUGGGCAGUGGCGGUCAGGCAUCAUGGAGAUGGAAAAAAAGCAUUUCCAUAUAAGUGGAGAAACAGAAGAUGUUAACAACAACCCCAGUGACCCUUUCCGAGGGACAAGCUGUUUUAAUAUUUUUAGCUUCUAAUUAGCUUCUAAGCUAAUUUGUUGCUCCAAGUCUGUUCCUGGUCUGCAGUUCCUGUUUCUGACUUCUUUAGAGACUUGUCUCCUCUUCAAAGCACUACAUCAUUGUUUUAUUGCAUUCCUGAGCUUUAUGAGUGAUAUUUAACAUACACUAUUUAUUUUAAGUACCAGAAAGGUCUGAUAUAAGAAAACCCCAAAUAUUUCUUGAUAUGCAUUUAUUAAUCUGUCAUAAAUUCAGUAAUUAAAUAAUUAAUUAAUUGGUUAAUUGAGCUGGACACGGACACACACACACACACACACACACAACCGAGAUCUGAUUUCAACAGAAGAAACUGAACUGUGCUGGACACGGACACACAACACACAGAUAGACAAAAACUGACACACACACACACAAAACACACACACACAACUGUGUUCUCAACAGAGAACUGAACUAUGCUGGACACGAACACACACACACACACACACACACACACACAAAUUGUCCUGUUUGCAUGCAUAUGUCACUUUACAUUACACUUUACAUUGAUCUUGUUUACAUGUAACUUUAAUAUUUGCACUCACUAUCUUUUGCACAGAGUCGGCGUUAUAUGUCCUGUUUGUCUGCACUGUCCUGUCUUGUCAUCCUGUGCACUUCUGUUGUAUGUCUAGUUUCUAAAGAAUUGCACCUUAAGUAUAGUUAGCUUUAUCCCUAUCUCUAUGUUUACUGUUUACUGUGUUCUGCAUAACCUAUAUAUGUUUGAAGUGACAAUAAAGCUUCUUUGACUUUUGACUUUGAUUUCUGUUUGGCCCCAGAGCCAAGAAUAUCCAGCAGGCCAUAUUAGAGGACAAAGGACAAAGGACAAAGAGCAUCAAAACAGUAACGAAGGUGAGAACUGCACCCUGUGUGGAAUCAAAGAUUCAAAUCCAAAAUGCAGAAGAAAUUUCAGAUGAUUAACGAGGGAAUCCCAAUGCAGGGAAAAUCAAGAUGUCUAAGUGAGAUUUACACAGAACUCUACAUCACAGACUGUGGUUGUGGACACAUCAGUGAUGAACAUGAGGUCAGACAUAUUGAAAGGACAUGUAGGAGACUAACAACAGAGGAGUCCAUCAAUUAUAAUGACAUUUUUAAACCCUUACCUGGAGAUGAGAAACCCAUCAGAACUGUGCUAACAGAAGGCAUUGCUGGAAUUGGGAAAACGGUGUCUGUACAGAAGUUUGUUCUGGACUGGACUGAAGGAAAAGCAAAUCAGGAUUUGGACUUCAUUUUUCCAUUUAACUUUAGGGAGUUGAAUUUUAAGAAAGGAGAACAUCUCAGUUUUUUGGAGCUUCUCCACUUUUUCUUCCCAGAAACCAAAGAACUUCAAAUAGACUAUCAUCAUUACAAAAUCAUGCUCAUCUUUGAUGGACUGGAUGAGUCUCGUAUUUCUCCUGAUUUCAUAAACAGCAAAAUGUUGACUGAUCUAACAGAGUCAGCUCCAAUAGAGGUUCUGUUAACAAAUCUUAUUAUAGGGAAUCUCCUUCCAUCUGCAUUCCUCUGGAUAACAUCUCGACCAGCAGCAUGCAGUCAGAUUCCUGCUGUUUAUAUUGACAGAGUUACAGAGGUACGAGGGUUCAAUGACCCUCAGAAAGAUGAGUACUUCCGGAAAAGAAUCAGUGAUCAAACCCUGGCUGAUAAAAUAAUCACACACCUAAAGUCAUCACGAAGUCUUUACAUUAUGUGCCACAUUCCAGUCUUCUGUUGGAUUUCAGCAGCUGUUCUCGAGGGAAUGUUCAGUAAAGCAGAAACUGGAGAGGUCCCCAAGACCCUGACUCAAAUGUUCACACAUUUCCUGAUCUUACAGAUCAAACAUAGAUCACUAAAAUACAAAAAACAGGAAAUGAAUCCUGGACAGAUUUCAGACAUUGUACUCAAACUGGGAAAGCUGGCGUUCCAGCAGCUGGAGAAAGGAAACCUGUUCUUCUAUGAGUACGACCUCACUGAGUGUGGGAUUGAUGUCCAAGAGGCCACAGUGUACUCAGGAGUCUGCACUCAGAUCUUUAUUGAGGAAAUCACUUCACUGGGGAAAGUGUACAGCUUUGUGCAUCUGAGUGUUCAGGAGCAUCUUGCAGCUAUGUAUGCAUUUCUCUCAUGUAUCAAUGGAAAUCUCUCAAAACAACAAUCCUCUAGAAUCUUCGGACUCUCGAGCAAAGCAACACUGAUAAACCUCCUAAAGAGGGCAGUGGACAAGGCCCUAAAGAGUGAGAACGGACACCUGGACCUUUUCCUCCGCUUCCUUAUGGGUCUCUCACUGGAGUCCAACUUAAUUCUCCUACAAGAUCUACUGACAGAGACAGGACGCAGCUCUCUGACCAAAGAUGCUGCUGUCACACAUGAGGAAAUAACCACAUACAUCAAGGAAAAGAUUGAAAAGUUUUCAUCAAAAUGCAAAACCAUUAAUUUGUUUCAUUGUCUGAAUGAACUGAAUCACCAGUCUCUGGUACAAGAAGUUCAAGGCUUUUUGAAUAAAAUAGAAAAUCAUUGCCUCCAUGGAGUCGAACUUUCUCCAGUUCAGUGGUCAGCUUUGCUUUUCUCGUUGCUGAACUCAGAAGAGGAGCUGGAAGAGUUUCACCUACAGAAGUAUGCAGCAUCAGAUGACUGUUUGAUGAACAUGCACCCAGUUAUCACAGUAUUCAGAAAAGCUCUGCUUAGUGGCAGUAACCUUACAGAGAAAAGUUGUAAAAGUCUGGCAGAAGUUCUCAGCAGUAAAUGUUCUUAUGUGAGAGAGCUGGACCUGAGUGAUAAUAAAGUUCAGGAUUCAGGAGUCAAACUGCUUGCUGAAGGGCUGAAGAGUCCACAGUGUAAAUUAGAGAUCCUAUGGCUUGGUGACUGUGAUCUCACAGAGAAAAGCUGUACAGUUCUUGCUUCUGUUCUUUCCUCUGAGUCGACACAUCUGACAGAGUUGUGUCUCAGCCACAAUAAACUGAAGGAUUCAGGAGUUAAGCAUCUCUCAGUGGCUCUGCAGAGCUCGACCUGUAAACUAAAGACACUGAGGCUGAAUACCUGCAGCAUUACAGAGGAAGGCUUUACUGCUUUGAUUUCAGCUCUGAGGUUGAAUCAUUCUCACCUGAGAGUGCUGGAUUUGGGGAGAAAUAAAGCAGGACCGACAGGCCUCAAUCUGCUUUGUGAUCUGUUAAAGGAACCAAGCUGCAAACUGGAGAAAUUAAAAUUGUUUGACUGUAGUAUCACACAGGAAGGUGGGACUCAUCUGAUUUCAGCUCUGAUAUCGAACCCCUCUCACCUCAGAGAACUGGAUCUGGGAUUGAACAAAAUAGCAGACCCAGGAAUGAGAUUAAUCUCAGAUUUCCUUAGGAAUGAACUCUGUAAACUGGAGAUAUUAAAGUUGCAUGACUGUAACAUUACAGUGGAAGGCUGUGUCGCUCUUGCUGCAGCUCUGAGCUUAAAAUCACACCUGAAAGAGCUCGAUCUGAGCAGUAAUGAUUUAGGAGACCAGGGAGUGAAGCUGCUCUCUGAUAUAAAGGAAGAUGGAAAGAACACUUUGGAGAAAUUGGAACUCCUUGGCAAUGUUGUAUCCAUCCAUCUAUAGCGGGAACAUUGGAUGGUUCUCCAGACCUGAGGAAUAGGGGUGGCUGGUAGCCCAGGACACAUUGAAAGGUAGGUCUCGGGCCAGUGAGGGCCACCAGAAGCCAUUCUGUAUGAGAGCUGUGGUCCUCUGGAUACCCAGGUGACCUGAGCUACAUGCACCAUGGACUAUUUGUAUAACUCAUGAACAGAAGGUUGCUGGCACAUAUUGCUUGACAGGAGGGCAUUCAGCAGCUCCAGCAGGAGGGCAUUCAAAGGGUCCAGCUGUUGUGCUUGCUGAAUUUCUUCUAAGAGGUCCCAUCUGACAGGUAUGUGCACAAUGGAAUGGGGUAGAAUGGGUUCUGGGCAUGAAGGCAGUUGUCACGCACUUCCUUGAUGGACAGCAAUUCAUGAUUUCCCACACCAUAAUUUGCAACCACUGAUGUCAAUUUACGGGAGAAAAGGAUACAGGGGUACACUUUCCCAGGGUCCUCAUGGCACUGUAAUAAUGCCGCCCCUAGUCAUAGCUGGAGACUGAGAUGUAGGCAUAUUCGGCCUUUUGGUGGCAUAGCAUUGGGUAACAGGUCUAUGGCACAGUCCCAAGGGUGGUGGAGGGGGUAGUUCAGUGUUUUUCUCUUUGCUGAAGACUUCCCAGAGGUUAUGACAUUCUGGUGGAAUACAGUAAUGGGUCCAUGAGUGUGUGAACUUUCUACUCUGGUAGUAAGGCAGGUGUGAGUCACAGGGUUCUGUAAACAGUGAUUCAGGCAAUAGGAGGACCAUUGUGUUAGUUCCUUGUCCUUCCAAGACAGGCAGGGUUUUUGAAGGUGCAUCCAGGGGAAGCCCAUGAUGAUAGGGUUUGAUGAAGAUGAAAUAAUAUAUAAGGAGACUGAAUGGUAAUAGGGAUGAACUUACAUGUGAUGAAGCCCUCUCCAAUGGGUCAGUUGUGCAGGGCAGGGUUGGUAGCCGCAGUUCCUUGAUGAGGUGGUCUAUCUGGUUCACUAUGGCUCCCGAGUCCACUAGGGCUGUAAGACAAUGAAUGUCAUGAGCAUGGUGUAAUUGCACCGGUACAGUGUAACAUGAGUAAUGGAAAGUCCAGCCCACCUUAGAUGGAGUUGAGGGCUUCUCACGACAGGCAAAGCAGCAGUGGUCUGAAUGAUUGCAGUAAAAACACAGUUGGAGGUGGGCACAUCGUUGUCACUCCUAUGAGGACACCUGGGUUCUUCCUAGCUAAAUAGGUUUCAUUCCCUCUUUUCUACUGCUGAGGGGCUCCUCCCUGUAUGGAAAAACACUGUGUUGAUGGCUGUUUGUGAGAUUCUGGUGCAGUAGAUUGCCACAAUGUUGAUAUACUGGGACAGCGGAGUGUCAAUAUCCCAACAGGCCAGCUAGCCUGUAAGGCAGGGUGAAGUCUCUUACAGAAAUUGGCCCAAAGUGAAGGGUAAGAAAUUUGAUGGCAUACUCAGCCACUGAUUCAUUACCUUUACAUAAGUGAAGAGAUUGUACAGAGAUCUCAGCCUCCCACCAGGUAUUCAAAGACCUUCCAUAUCAUUUUCAAAAAGUAGGUGCAAAAAACUCUCACAUGAUGGUCACUGUUCCAAUACUGUUGAGGCCCUGUCCAUUGCCUUCCCUGUGAGCAAGGACAUGAGGAACACACACUUAGUAUGCUCCUCCCAGUACAUGUCGGGCUAGGCCUGUGAACCCGGAUUCUGCCACAGCUGCUUGUUGGUGUCUUGCAGGGCUGCUAGUUGUUCCUGGUAGGCCCACAGCGUUUCUCCCCAAUUUAAGUCUGUGAAAACCCCAAAGUCAAUAUGACCUCGCAAUUCACCUUGACCUGGAAGCACUAGGAAUCGGGCAAAGGUUCCCUCUGCCGGUCUGAUGGAAGCAUUACAGGUCAGGAUGCUACACAUGAACAUACAGAAAACAUUACCCUCAAUGAUUGCACACAUUUUAAUAUAGGUUUUGUCAGAGGCCCAGGAACUCGGGAGCGAGCAAUAGUGAGGCUGGGCGAGGUGAUUGUAGAUUCUCUGCUGGUCCUUCUGUGCUUCUUCCAUGUGUUCUCUGAUAAUUAGAUUAAUGCAGUCAGUGUGGCUCUGUAGCAAUUACACAUAUCUGGCCAUGAACUGGAAGGGUAAGGAAAAUUUUUUGCACAUCUCCUUGGCUACAUCCAGCAAUUCUCUGGGCCUCCACCCAUAGAGCAACUUGGGUCCCAAGUUCAUUCCAGUUUCUUCAUUCCACUCAUCCACCAAUGUCUGGUUAAACUGCUCCUCCAGGUCAUUUGUUGUACCUGCAACACAUUAUCCAAAUUCGUUAGUUUAGACAUACAGAUCAUAGCUUGGUCUGUAGGUAAAGUAGGUCUUUUGUGAUCCUUACUUGACUGAAGAGCAUCAUGAGCAAGUGAUGGUUUGGUUGAUGUUUAGAGAAGUAGCCUUCCACAGGGGUGGUGCCUCUGGGUAACAUGUGGCAUAGUUCACAAUCUAUAUUACAAUCAUUACCAUCACUUACCUCCAUUGGUGUUUUAGUUGGUCAUCCUCCUUCGGGUGGUACACACAGAAGGGGUGGAAGAAAGAGGACUCAUCCUCAGCACUAUCAUCUAUGCUGUCUUAUCUCUCUGCAGUUCACUAAGCUAGUUAGAUGGUCCUUCCUUCGUCCAGGCAGCACGAUGGAUCACUGAGUGGUAGGCUUGUGUCACUGUGCUAACAGAAUUGAUUAAGACUUGGACAGACUUUUUUGUUGGACAAUGCAGCACACCAGCAAUACCUUCAUGGGUAAGGGUUAGUGGGGCAUAGAGGAGAUGUGGCAUGGAGAUUCCAGUUCUAUGCAAUGUGAUUAAAGGUAUGUAGGUAAGCUUCAUCAAAGCUUCAGCUUUGUUGCUGCCAAUGAGCUUGGGAAGUAAGUGGUAGACAUCACAGCACGGGUCAGGGAGCAAAGUGAAUGAGUUUCCCUCAUAGAGGGCUAUAAGCUCAUCACUGGCUGCAUGUAGCAAUUAAAUUCCUGUUUGUCCUCCCACUGGCAGAGACUGGACUUGGGGAAGGGCAAGAAGAGGGAUUUUUAAAUCUUAGAGGGUUUGCAUUCAUGCCCACAUGGUGAACACUGUGGUCUCAAACAUCAGCAAGGGAGAACUCAAACACACAGACACACUUGGAGUAGGCAAGCAAAGCUAUUUUAAUGACCUUCAAAAUAGUAAGGGUGUAACUAACGAUUAUUUCCACAAUUGAAUAUUCGGGCGAUUAUUGUUUCGAUUAAUCUAUGAAUCGGAAUUUUUAAAAUACCUUUUUAUUUUUAUUUCAAAAUAAAUUUACACAUUGGGGGUAGAAAUAUGAACGUAAAACUGAACCUUCACUACCACAAUGUUUUUUUCCAGCUUUUAAGCAGAAAACUUUUGAACUUUUAAGACUUAAACCACAAACUGUUUAUGUUUCCUAAAGAGGCAGGACUACUAGACUACCAAGUUAUGAUCCAUUCAGUCUUCCAGAUAUUUGCAUUGCAUUAUUUUUAAUUGGUAACAAAUACUGAUUAAAAACAAAUUUGUUUGUUUAUUUUGAUUCCAUUCCAUUUUAAGUGGACAGUACUUAACGGUCUUGCACUACAACUAUUACCGCUGUUUAUCAUCUACAUUGUGAAUGAGGAGUAAUGCAGCGCUCUUUACACAAUAAACACCAGAUAAAGCAUUCACACAGAAUAAAGCAUUCACACAGAAGCUAUGUUUGUGUUUACAAAUGCAAGACUCUGUGUUUAGGAAUGGGUUUAAAAAGCGCAGUACAGAACGCCAAGGUCUCAGGAUAUGCCAUGAAGUGGCCAUGACACCCUGCUACUGUAAACAAAGCUUGCAACGCUUGCCCCACCUCUGAGGCCUUCUGAUUGGUCCAGUGUUCUGUGAGUGACAUUGAUGAGCUGCGCUGCUUGGAAAAGUUGAAAUCAUUUGAACAUGAGACCCGCAAGGGGCUGCAAAAGAUUCGCGCACAGCGGUCAAAUACAUUUCAUAUAUCGCAUUCAAUUAAAAAUAAUGGAAAAGAAAUUAAGAAUAAAACACGUUCUGUGUGAAUGACCAACACAUUAAGCACACAAAUAUGGCACAUGACAAAUCUGUAUUAAACUUGCCAUCCUGUGUUUCCGUGCCACUGAAGCUCCGCUUUGCAAAGUUUGCAAGUUACAUUUGGCGGGGAACUCCCAUGCCUUAGAGGACUUGGGUCGCACACUUUUAUCGGCCGUGCUUGUACUCUCCGCCAUUCUUCCGAUUUGCGGCUGGAACAAUGCUGUGCGUGGUGACAUUCGCCGGCCAACUAAUCGAUAAUGUCAUUCACUGACAUUUAUCCCUUAUCCCAUUCCUGACAUUUAUUUAUUCCAUUAUCGAUUAUUAUCGGUUUGAUCAAUUCGUUGUUUCAGCCCUAAAAAAUAGAGAGUGGUAGUUAAUGUAAAUGGAGCUGUGAGGUUCUUGUGGCAAAACUCGACACCAGUAUUGUGGGAGAUCAACAGAUAAAUUGAAUUCAGUGUGGAGACAAAAUAUGUGUGCUAUGUGAAUAAAUUAUUCUGAUUCAUAUGGAUGUCUAAUAACUCUCUCUAUUUAUCUUUCAGGGUCUGAGAUCUUUUGACCUGACCUGGUGUAGGAAGUCUUGUGGAUAUAACAGCUGACAUAUACUCAACUUUCUUAGAUGUACAUCAUCAUUCCUGACACACUUGCUUUGUAGACUCUGCUGUUUUCACAGAUAAGAAAUAAAGCUGUUUUCCACCUUUUUGGCUAAUCAGAAAAGCAGUGUGUUUAAGUGGUGUUUGUUGUUAGCUUCCAGGUCAACUGAAUGCCUUCAGAAUCAUAAAGAAGCUCAGAAAUACCACAGAUUGUGCUGUUGGUUGAAGAAGAUCUGUGUGUUUAGUGCUAGUUAAAAACUUUGGGUUUUAGCUUCAGUAAGGGGUUUGUGAUUAAUAUACUGUGAUUGGUGAUAAGACCAUGUUGAUUGUUAGUUAGUGAGUGUGACAUGGGAGCUCUUACAGAAAAAACUCACAUGUGAAAUAAUGUCUGAUGUCUUUCACAUGUAUUUUCACAUAUUUCUUUUUUUUUUUUUUCAUGUUGUUUUAUAUGUGAGGACAUUAGAGUUAGCUACAGGUGGGGUGCAGCUGCCAUUCAAUGUCAAAAAGCUCAUGUAUGAAAAGCCACUGGUUGUGCAGAAGCCUCCAGCUGGUCAGGCAGAAGCUAAAGUCCCAUGUUAGGACAAAAAGCCUGCUUCUGGGUAGAGUUUGAGCAGAGGUCCUGUGUUGGUCCAGAACAUCCAGGUGGACAAGAAUUUAUAGAGGGUUAAAAUCUCCUGCAUGUGAAAGUCCUAUGCUGGGCCUCUGGUUGGGUAGUUGUGUUGGGCAAAAGUGCAUGCAUGGCUAGGCAGAUGCUUGAGGUUGGAAAGAAGCCUGAGGGUGGGCAGAAGCCCAGGGUUGAACAGAAGCUCCUGGUUGCUCAAAUGCUCAAGCUCCUAAAUGAUCAGAAGCUCAGGGGAUAGGCAGGCCAGGGAUGGUCACAAGCUUCUGAUUAAUCAGAUGCCAGAGGGUGCACAGAUACUUGAGAAUGAACAAAAGUUCCUAUUUAUCAGAAAAAUGUGGUUGAGCAGAGGUUCAUGGCUGAUCUGAUGCCUGAGGUUGGGCAGGAGCUCCUGAUUGGUUAGAUACCUGAGGCUGUGCAGUAGCCUAAGUUUGCUUGUUGCUGGUCCCUGGGGAGAAUUCCCAGGUUACUCAGAAGCUCAUAGUUGGAUUGAAACUUGAGGGUAGGCAUAUUCCUGUGGUUGGGCAGAUGCCUGAGGGCUACCAGAUGACUGAGGGUAGGGAAAACCUGAGGUUGGGAAGAAGUUCUUGACAGGUCAGCUGAUCUGAAAUGGGUAGUUCCUAUUAAUGGGUAAAUUCAAUUCAAUUCGAUUUUAUCUGUAUAGCCCUGGACAUUCUCACAAUGCAGCUAUACAGAAAUAUACAAAUACUCUAGUCAGUUUGAAAACACAUGAAAUAUGUGAAAACACAUGAGUUCACAUGUUAUACUCUAAUAACAACUUUCUGUAAGAGUUGGUAAUUGUGUAAUGUGGGUUUGUUGUUCAAAGUCUUUGUGCAUUCACAAAGGACAUUAGUAAUGAAAGGUUCUGUACAUGUCUUGUGUGAUGGGAGAGUCCAUGUGAGGAGACAGAAAGUGCAGUUUGUACAUGCUGUAGGUACUGAUAUGUUGAUCAAAGCUGGAGCAGAAGGCUUAUAGAAAUUUAAUGUAGUGGCAAGUUAGAGGAUAUAAAAACUAAUUUUCUGAGCUAGUUGAUGGAGUCAUGACAUGUGACUGAACAUGACUGAAGGUGAUCUGGAGGAUCCAGAAAAAAGUAGACCUGGUUUUUUUUUUUAUCCUGUGCAGUAACAGCACUGCUAUAUUCUAUGAUAUGCUAUGUAGUGCACUUAUAAAGCACCUGUGGAGGUAAAUCUCAUCUUACUUCCUAUCUGACACACCUAUUAUUUAACAUCUAGAUUUUAUACUCUUGUACUUGUAUAAUAAUAAUAAUAAUGUAUCUACAAAAGGUAAAGGUGAUUCAUAACAUAAAAGCUUAAAGCAACAGUCUGUAAUAGUAAAAUAACAUCUAAUAAAGAUUUAAAAUUAAAUGAUGCAUGCAGUCAUUCCUAACGUGAGAUAUUGAAUAUUAUGUACAGAUGAAUACUCCUGUGUUACUCAGUGUGUGAUGUGAUUGACUUUGUGUUCUGUUAAUGCAUGUCUAUAUAGGUACCCAACUCGGAUGUUAUCGCUUUAACUAGUUUCAUUACUGUACCACUGCUUCAUGAUGGGCUCUUUUUAAGAACGUAGACACAGCAAAAUGACAGCAAAAAGUUGCACAGUUGUUGACAAUUUCAGCAGUGAUGAUAACAUUUCUUCAAUUCAUUCUCAUUAAUCAGAAUAAGGUAAUGGAGAGAUGAUCACUGAUAGUACCCGUUUGAUGUAUUUGUCGUUAAAUGAGAGGUAAAUGUUUGUCUACACUAACUCAUGGUGAGAAGUGUUGCAGUGCUACCAGGUGAUGUGGAGAUUAUUUGGUGAUAAUAAAUAAAAUAUUACACCCAA